Molecule: messenger RNA, 3918 nt
Organism: Dunckerocampus dactyliophorus (ringed pipefish)
Lineage: Eukaryota; Metazoa; Chordata; Actinopteri; Syngnathiformes; Syngnathidae
Gene: shoc2
Product: SHOC2 leucine rich repeat scaffold protein
Exons: 9
Coding region: 406-2154 (582 amino acids)
Molecular function (GO): protein binding
Source: RefSeq, a predicted model, not a curated record
CGGGGGAGCAGAGAGCAGCAGUGUAGGAAAAGAGGAGGAAGCAGCGAGGAUGGCGGAGUCACACCUCUGAAGCAAACCGUUGAGGGAUUACAAAAACCUUGAUGACCCUUUGAGCCAUAAGGAAUUCCACAAGUUUUACCUAAAAGUCCUGGGAUUGCAUGCAGCUUCAACGCUUAAGCAUGUGGCCCAUGAAUGCCACAGAUCAGCUUCUUCGAAGGAUUUUUUACUCAAAAAGAAACAUUUGAGAAGUGGUCAAACUGUCAAAGACUGGUUUAAUGUGUGGCCCUGCACAGGGAUGCUUUCUUUAAAAGCCUCCUCAACUGUCCGUGUUUCUUUUUUCCCCUGAAUAAGUAACCUGACGAAAAGUCCCAUGAGCACUUCUGCAGGACGCCCGAUAACGUCGACAUGAGUAGUACUUUAGGCAAAGAAAAAGAUUCAAAAGAAAAGGACCCUAAAAGUGGUUCGGGAGGCAAAGAAAGGGACAAGGAGGCCAAGGCUCAGGCAGGCCUCGCCAAGGAUGGGGGCAAAGAAACAAAGACCAAAGGGAAAGAAGCCAAAGAAGGUAAGAAGGACACCAGCAGCUCUGCACCAGGUGUUGCCUUCUCCGUUGACAAUACGAUAAAGCGGCCAAACCCAGCACCAGGUACACGCAAGAAGUCCAGCAAUGCCGAGGUGAUUAAGGAGCUUAACAAGUGCCGGGAGGAAAAUUCCAUGAGAUUGGAUCUAUCUAAACGCUCUAUUCACAUGCUGCCCACCUCCAUUAAGGAGCUGACGCAGCUAGCAGAACUCUACCUAUACAGCAACAAAUUGCAGAGCCUACCACCUGAAGUGGGCUGUCUCUCAGGCCUGGUCACUUUGGCCCUGAGCGAGAACUCCUUAACCAGUUUGCCCGACUCACUGGACUCUCUCAAGAAGCUUCAAAUGCUCGAUCUUCGGCACAACAAGCUGAGAGAGAUCCCGGCAGUAGUCUACCGUCUGAAGUCCCUGAAGACGCUCUACCUACGCUUCAACCGCAUCACGACGGUGGAGAAAGACAUUCGGAACCUUUCCAAGCUCACAACGCUCAGCAUCCGGGAGAACAAGUUCAAGCAGCUUCCCGCAGAGAUAGGGGAACUUUGCAACCUCAGUACUCUGGAUGUUGCCCAUAAUCAGUUGGAGCACUUACCGAAGGAGAUUGGGAAUUGCACACAGAUAACCAACCUAGAUUUGCAGCACAAUGAGCUCUUAGACCUCCCAGAGACUAUAGGAAACUUUGCCAGCAUAAACCGCUUGGGCCUGAGAUACAAUAGAUUGUCAGCCAUCCCCAGAUCGUUAGCCAAAUGUCGAGAAUUGGAAGAGCUUAAUCUUGAAAACAACAACAUUUCAGUGUUACCAGAGGGCCUCCUCUCAAGUUUGGUCAAACUGACUAGCCUGACACUAGCAAGGAACUGCUUCCAGUCAUAUCCUGUGGGCGGACCAUCCCAGUUCUCUACCAUCUACUCACUCAACAUGGAGCACAACCGUAUCAACAAGAUCCCAUUUGGAAUCUUCUCCAGGGCCAAAGUUUUAAGCAAGCUUAACAUGAAGGACAACCAGUUAACUUCUCUGCCAUUGGACUUCGGCACAUGGACCAGCAUGGUGGAGCUUAACCUAGCCACCAAUCAGCUGACUAAGAUCCCAGAGGAUGUCUGUGGCCUGGUGUCUCUGGAGGUGUUAAUUUUGUCAAAUAAUCUUCUGAAGAAGUUACCACAUGGUAUUGGCAAUUUGAGAAAGCUUCGAGAGCUUGACUUGGAGGAAAACAAGUUGGAAUCUCUCCCCAAUGAAAUUGCUUAUCUCAAAGAUUUACAGAAAUUGGUGUUGACAAAUAACCAGUUGACGACGUUACCCAGAGGAAUUGGCCACCUCACCAACCUGACUCAUCUGGGUCUGGGGGAGAAUCUGCUGCAACAUCUUCCUGAAGAGAUUGGCACCCUGGAGAACCUGGAGGAACUGUACCUCAAUGACAACCCCAACCUGCACAGCCUCCCCUUUGAGCUGGCCCUGUGCAGCAAGCUGUCCAUCAUGAGCAUCGAGAACUGUCCCCUAAGCCACCUGCCGCCCCAGAUUGUGGCCGGGGGCCCCUCCUUCAUCAUCCAGUUUCUCAAGAUGCAGGGACCGUACCGUGCUAUGGUCUGAGGCCAGAGCUGGCCCUUCCGCUUGCUCUGCACCCUGCCUGCCCGCCCCAUUCCGUGUAUCAUACACUGUAAGUAGUCGUUUCGCCCACGAUCAGUGUCAGGGGGCGAAGAAGAAGAGGUGGUGGGCGGAAAAGAGACUCUUUCUCUCACAGUCUUAGGGCAGAUACGAGGAGAAACAAUUGAGACUCUACAUUGCUCCACUUUAUUACGGUCAUUCUCGGACCCUGCAAGCCCCACUCAUGUUUUCAUUCCGAACCGUACAGGAGGAAAAUAUUUCCAUCUCUUUGCCAAAACUGAAGAUAUAUGAAUUUAUAUAUAUUGAGUAACUGUGAGCUAAGUGGCGAGUCUUUUAAUCAUAAGCGUGCUCCCAUUGCCAAUGUAUUUACAGUAAUUACAAGCAUCUACUAUGUGAGCGAGGAUACAGCUAUAUGCAAAAACAAACAAAACAAGUCUUUGGAACUUCACAUUUACUGCUGCUGCCAUAAUUUAACGUGUCAUCUUUUUUUUUAUAUAUAUAUAUUUUAUUUUUUACAUCAUCCUUUCUCUCUGGAGAAAUCGUGUGUUAAUUACUUCUUGACCAUAAAGAACAAAGGUCUAAUGAUGGCUUGUUUAUAAUUUUUUGUACUUUUUUUUUUAUUAUUUUAUUUUACAAUUUCAUUUUUUUUCUAAACUGUGCCUAUGUUUAGAAUGAUCCAGUGGUUCAUUUCUAAACACUAUUGUCCAUGAGAAUACAAAGACAUAAAUUAUUUUUUUUUUAUUACUGCUGUUUUUAACUUUUGUCUUGCUGUUGGAUUUAUCUGUUCCAGCGAUAUCAUCACUUAUAAAAUAGGGCGAUUGGUGGUGUUUUUUUAAAAAGAAAUAGCAGCAGUAGUUGUAAAAUGUAAAGCUAGUAAUGUAUACAUAUGAGAAAUACCAAUCAAAAAAAAAAAAAAGCAAGUUGGACUUUUCUCCAGCGUGGGUGGUGCCGUGUGACCCUGCCCCCCAUCUGUUAUUGUGUGCUAAAAGAUACAUAGGUGACGGGAUAAAUGACGGGAGACGUUUUUAUAUAUGUAUACAAAUCCUGGUUGUUGCCUUGAGUGCAAUUUUACUUCAGUUUACUUGUUUGAUAUUCUCUUCAGUGUUGGGCUAAAUAGCUGUCAUCCACUUGAUCAUUGACCAACAUAUCAAACAUUUUUAAAGGACUUAAGUUGGCGAGUGUAUCAGAGCCUCAAAAAAAAGGUUUGAUCACAAAACAUUGGCAGGUAACCCCUUCUUAACACCUUUUUUUUAAUAUUCAUUUGUCUUUUGUUUUUGACAGGGUUCCCUUAAAACAAAGUUCCUUUUUAACUUAAUUUUUUUUAUAUGAUAUUUUGUCCCACACUGUCCCAGUAAUGCUGCUGCUCUUAUGCACUUUUUUGGAAUAAAUACAUUGGCAUCCUCUGUUGAAAACAAACGCAGUAGCCUCUCAUUGGUUAUUUUUGAAUGGGGGCAUUUUUUUUCAUUAAGAAGUAUUUUAUCUUGUAAAAUUGCAUCACUUGGAUAGAACUGAGUCAGAACACUCGGUUGAGGAGGUUUUAUCCUGUCAAUGUUAAAAGGAACUAUUGAAGUGUAUAAGUUCCCAUAUCCUGCUUCUUCUUUCUUCAUGGCAAGUGAAAUGACUUGUUCUGCUUGGCGUUUUUAUUUUAUAUCAUUGAAUGUUUUUUUCUAAAUAUGUGUAUUCACUUAGUAUUAUUUCAAGUGACUGUACAUUAAAAAUACCAACAGUGGUAAUCAAACACCAUUUUUU